CUACCCACCACCCCUCCACCUGUCCACGCUACCCUCGGGAGCCCAGACCUGAUUCCCAACCCCUCGGCCCGCCCUCCCGCUCCCCUUGGAGCUCCAGCCUUGCCCACCCCUUCAGUCCUCGGGAGCCCAGACCCACCCCGGAAGUCUAGACUUGCCCCCCUCCCCGGACCCCGACCUGCCCUUACAAAUCUAGACUUACCCCGUCCCCCUCUCCCCCCAAGACCGGCCCGACGCUACACCUUCCCUCCCCUCAACCUGGCUUCCGAGCCCAGGCCCAGGCCCGCCCCGCCCCGCGGGGAUGCCCUCCCUGACGCCCCCUCUCCUUGCAGGGGCGCGAGCGGACGCGAGGAGGGGCGAGCUGCCGGAGGCCGGAAUGGAGCCCGGCGAAAGGAGGAGGCUCUCAUCCGCCUCCCUGGAAGGAGACCUGAGAGAAGAAAAUAAAUUAAAACGAGGAAUUUCCCAAGACUUGACAUCUUCCCCUAAAUCAGACAGAUACAAAAUAGCAAGACAAUUAACAGAAAAGGCCAUCAAGGAAAAGAAGAUUUUCUCCAUCUACGGGCACUACCCAGUGAUACGGGCCGCCCUCCGAAGAAAGGGCUGGGUGGAGAAGAAGUACCACUUUCUGCCCAAGGUCCUCCUGAAUGUGGACGAUGACGGUGUGGGGGUGACAGAACAGAAACGUGCGGAAGGCAGAGAAAACCAAGAAGCGGCUCCGGAGAAGACAGAUGACAUCCAUGAUGUGAUGUCCAGGUUGGUCAAAAACGAAAUGCCGUACUUCCUCUGGACCAUCAAAAGGGAUGUCGUUGACUAUCACAGCUUGAGCUGUGACCAGAUGCUGAAUCACUAUGGGAAGACGGCUUCCUUCACCACCAAGAUCGGGCUGUGUGUGAACAUGAGGAACCUACCGUGGUACGUCCAGGCCGACCCUGACUCCUUCUUCCCACGUUGCUACGGCCUCUGCACCGAGAACGAGAAGCAAGAAUUCCUGGACGACUUCCGGCGGACGGUGGCCUCCAGCAUCCUCAAGUGGGUGGUCAGGCACCACAAGUGCGGCAGCAGCGGGGAGGCCGGCGACCGCGGCCCCGGCAGCAAGAAAGUUCCCGAGAAUGCGGAAUCCAAGCCCAUGGGCCUCUCGGGGGAGCUCGUGGACACCGCAUGCAAGGUGUGCCAGGCCUACCUGGGUCAGCUGGAGCACGAGGACAUCGACAUCUCCAAGGACGCCGCCCAGGACCUCACGGAGGACGAGUGGAAGGACCUGACGCAGCAAUACUACUCCCUCGUUGACGGUGGUGCUUUCAUCUCCAAUUCGAGAAAUCACUUUUCGCAGUGCCAGGCCCUGCUGAACAAAAUCACGUCUGUGAACCCUCAGACGGAGAUCGACGGGCUUCGGAACAUCUGGAUCAUCAAGCCCGCAGCCAAGUCCCGCGGCCGAGACAUAGUGUGCAUGAACCGAGUGGAAGACAUCUUGCAGCUGGUGACCACAGACCACCCGUCCGCCAAGGAUAACAAGUGGGUGGUGCAGAAGUACAUCGAGACGCCGCUGCUCAUCUACGACACCAAGUUUGACAUCAGGCAGUGGUUCCUGGUCACCGACUGGAACCCCCUGACCAUCUGGUUCUACAAGGAAAGCUACCUGCGGUUUUCAACACAGCGCUUCUCCCUGGACAACCUGGACAGCGCCAUCCACCUGUGCAACAACUCCAUCCAGAAGCACCUGAAGAACGACGAGGAACGCAGCCCCCUGCUGCCCUACCACAACAUGUGGACCAGCACCAGGUUCCAGGAGUACCUGCAGAAGAGGGGCCGCGGGGCCGUGUGGGCCAGCGUCAUCUACCCGGCCAUGAAGCGGGCCGUCGCCAACACCAUGAGGGUGGUGCAGGACCACGUGGAGCCACGCAAGAACAGCUUCGAGCUGUACGGGGCCGACUUCAUCCUGGGCCGCGACUUCCAGCCCUGGCUGAUCGAGAUCAACUCCAGCCCCACCAUGCACGCGUCCACGCCCGUCACGGCACAGCUGUGCGCCCAGGUGCAGGAGGACACCAUCAAGGUGGUGGUGGGUCGCAAGGUUGACCGCAACUGCGACGUCGGCAACUUUGAGUUGCUGUGGAGACAGCCUGCUGUGGAGCCUCCGCCCUUCCACGGGUCCGACCUGUGUGUGGAAGGCGUUGGUGUGCGCAGAGCCAGGAAGCAGAUGCCGCCCAUUUCCAGCGCUAACUGUCCAUCCGCGCUCCUGGACCCUCAGCCGCUGAAGGUGCGGUCCCCCUCGGCCGUGCCAGGCCCGGCUCCGGGCCGCCUCCCGACGGCUGUGCGCGGGGACUUGAGGCCGGACGACGCACAGGCGCUCGCUUGCACCCUGCCCGCGCCCCUCAAGAGGCCGGCCGAGAGACGCUGCGAGGCGCAGUCCGCCAGGAAGUCAGCGGUCCCCACUCGUGAUUUUCGACUCGCGGACGGUCAGGCCCCGAAAAUCCGCCUUCCCAAAGCCGAGUCCGACAGACGCUCGGGGGCCGACACGGUCAGCGCGCGGGCUCGGCCGGCCGUGCUCCCGAGCGUGAAGACACCGGAGGGCGCCCUGUUUCAGCCGCUCACGCCACCGGGUGUUGUUCUUAUCACUGCUUACACCGUCUGUGUCUUUCUGUACCUACCCACCUACAUUCCUCCCGCCCUUCAUGCCUCCACGCGUCUCAGACUUUCAACAUGGACUCUGCUCAAGUCAGCUCUAGAAUGUCCCUCGGGCGGGGCCUGGGGGCGGCACGCGCACCCUCCUUUUGGGGCUGCAGAGGUCUUUCUGGCCGGCGCUCCCGAGACGGCUCCUCCUCUGCCGUGGGGUCCCCCCACCCUCGCUCGCUCCCCGGGCCUGGCGGCUGCCUUCCUCCCCAGGAGAGCCCUCCGUUCCGCCCGCUGCGUCCAGCUGUGUUGUCCUUUUUUAUCCUCGUAACUGGAACUUCCUUAA
Messenger RNA from Panthera uncia (snow leopard), 2950 nucleotides. It is a transcript of the gene TTLL8, whose product is annotated as tubulin tyrosine ligase like 8. Gene Ontology annotation, cellular component: cilium. Gene Ontology annotation, molecular function: protein-glycine ligase activity, initiating. The transcript is spliced from 13 exons. Lineage: Eukaryota; Metazoa; Chordata; Mammalia; Carnivora; Felidae. Gene Ontology annotation, biological process: protein polyglycylation; cilium assembly; cilium movement. The record is from RefSeq and is a predicted model, not a curated record. The coding region runs from base 299 to 2935 and encodes 878 amino acids.